This is a messenger RNA of Cutaneotrichosporon cavernicola, 1650 nucleotides long. RefSeq lists its product as uncharacterized. The record is from RefSeq and is a predicted model, not a curated record. The transcript has a single exon. Gene Ontology annotation, molecular function: hydrolase activity, acting on carbon-nitrogen (but not peptide) bonds. NCBI's taxonomy places the organism in Eukaryota, Fungi, Basidiomycota, Tremellomycetes, Trichosporonales, Trichosporonaceae. Bases 1 to 1650 code for a protein of 549 amino acids.
AUGAAGACGACACACUUCAAGAACGGGCGCAUCUUCACAAGCACCGCCGAUGGGACGCUGCACGACUCCCUCGUAAUCGCGGGCGACAAGGUCGUCUUUGUCGGCACCGCGUCCGACGCGACCUCGCACUCUCCAUCCGAGGUAGUCGACUUGGAGGGCAAAGUCGUGCUUCCAGGCAUAAUCGACGCCCACUCACACCUCAUGCUUCUCGGAGGGAGCUUGACCAAAGUCGACUGUCUGGGCAAGUCGAUCCCCCAGAUCCAAGCAGCCAUCAAGGAGCGAUACGAGUCGGACUCAAACGCGUCGACAGUGCUCGGCUGCCAGUUCCAAUACGAUGCCAUUGUCGAGCUGCCCCACAAGAAAUACUUGGACGAAGUGUGUCCCGACAAGCCGUGCAUUAUCGACAAUUCCUCCCUCCACUCUGUGUGGCUCAACAGCGCCGCCAUGAGUGCAAUGGGGAUAACAAACGACACGCCCAAUCCCAAGGGCGGCGAGUUUGUGCGCGACGAAGCGGGAGAGUUGACGGGAUAUUUCCGCGAAACUGCUGUUGUGGAUUACGUCUGGCCGUGGGUCGCUGCCCAAACUAGCCUGGCCCAGCGUGAGAGCAUGCUUGGAAGAGUGUUUGACGCGUACCUCGCCACCGGAGUGACUGGGGCGGUUGACUUGGCCACGGUGCCCGACGACCUCGCCGCGUUGGAGGCCUACGCGGCCCACCAUGGUCGGUUACCGAUCCGUAUCGCUUGUCACUGGCUCAUCCGACCUAAUGGGACAGACGAGAGCCGUGCCGCCCAAGUCCUCGAAGCGGCCGCGCAUCGUGACCGCCUCUCCCAUCUUGCGCCAUGGCUAUCCGUCGCCGGCAUCAAGAUUAUCAGCGACGGCGUAGUCGAUUCAUGCACGGCCUUUCUCCGUGAUCCCUAUCCAAACGGCGAGACGCCAGGCCCCAUCUGGCCCGGCGACGAGUUGCAGAAAGUCAUCACUCUGGCCGACAGCCUCGAUUUGCAAGUGGCAUGCCAUGCGAUCGGGGACGCGGCGGUCGACCAGGCCCUCGAUGCUUUCGAGGCCGCUAUUGAGGCUAAUGGACCGCGCGAGAGACGGCGGCAUAGGAUCGAGCACCUCGAGUUGGUGGGCGCGGACGCGAUUCCACGCCUGGCCCGCCUCGGCGUCGUCGCGUCCAUGCAGCCCGUGCAUGCCGAUCCCGUCAAGGUCGUCAACUGGGACGCUCAACUCGCCCACGGGUGCCGGUGCGAUCGCAAGUUCCCGUGGAAGGAGUUUGAGGACGCCAAUGCCGACGUCGCAUUCGGAAGCGACGCUCCGACCGCACCAUACCAUCCCCUCCCCAACCUCUACACCGCCACCACCCGGUUGAGCGCCAUCAACCCCUCCCUCCCCGACCCCGUCGAUGAGCGGACAAAGAGCCUCGCCAAGCUGUGCGUCAGCCUCGAGACGGCGGUGCGGUAUUACACCGCCGGCGGAGCGUAUUCCAUGCGCGCGGAUAAGGAGAUCGGUACCCUCGAGCCAGGGAAGAGCGCCGACUUUGCCGUCCUCGCCAUCGAUCCCUUCGAUGGCCGCCUCGACUCACUCCGCAAGGCGCAGAAGGGCGUUGCCGAGACGUGGGUCGCAGGACAGAAGGUUUGGACAAAGGGGGCAUAG